GUCCGCGGAGGAGAGAAGGAGGACAGCUCGGAGGCAGAAGGCAGGAGGAGCUCCCUGCAGUCAGGAGGAUGCCGCUCUCACACGCGGACCGUCUCUGAUCCGGACCUCCUCGUUACCCGUCGGCUCUAUCUGACCCACUGACCGCAGACCAGCUCCCCGCAGACAGCACCCCUUCCUCCGCUCUGCUCCCAGCCCCUCUCAUCUGGACCGGCUGCUGUCGCCAUGCCACCGGCCGCCUGCUCGCUCGGGCACCGGCUCCGCGACACCCUGCCCGCGGUGCUGUGGAUCGGGCUGCUGUGGAGCAGCAGCGUAUCGGCAGCAGAUAAAGAAGUUCACACAGUUGUCCCCUUUACCCCGUUCCCUGUGGUGACACCAAGGAGCACAAAGGAAAACAGCCCCAAAGCCAAAAGCUCCAGUGCUGUGGCUGGAGGUUUUCUGCAUUCAGUGCUUGCUCAAAACGGACAACUUGUCUCCCAGAAGGGGGCGACCCUCCCCUCUGCCCUGCCAAAGAACCUGCUCCCCCUUCUGGGCAGAGGACUCAGCAUCAGCUCCCUCCCUGGAAGACACUCCCUGGAACAUCAGGGCGGGGGAUUACUAAGGAGGGUAAAAGCCCCAGCAUCAGCUGCAGUGUCAGGCCAAGGCAGCGAUCCAACCCAGCCUGCUCUGACAGACACACAUUCCCCUCUGCCUCACACACAGACACACACUCCCGAUGAAGAAGCUGAGAUCCCCACUGUGGCCAGGAUGGUGGACGAGGACACUGAGGAUGUGGACACUGAUACAGGCACACUUUCAUCAGCUGUGCAGAGCUGCAUGGUGAAUUUGUCCGACCCGGAGGGAUACAUAGACUCCUUGGACGACCCCCCUCUGCCUGAUGGUACCUUCUUCCACUGCACCUACACCGUGACCGUGUACACCGGCUAUGGAGUGGAGCUGCAGGUGAAGAGCGUGAACCUGUCGGAGGGUGAGCACCUCUCUAUCAGGGGUGUAGAUGAACGAGGGUCCUUGCUGAUCCUGGCCAAUCAUACGCUGCUGGUCGAAGGUCAGGUGAUCCGCAGUCCCACCAACACUCUGUCCGUCUACUACCGCUCUGGACCGGAGGGAAGCAUGGGCAUCUUCCAGCUGCACUAUCAGAUCUUCAGGCUGAGCUGUUCCCUGCCGAAGAGGCCUCAUUUUGGGGAGGUGUCGGUGCUGGAUUUGCUCCCUGGAGGCAAUGCCCGUUUUCACUGCCAUAUGGGGUACCACCUCCAGGGGGAGGCGCUGCUCACCUGCCUCAAUGCCUCCCUGCCCAUGUGGAGCGGCAAGGAACCCAGCUGCAGAGCUCUUUGUGGAGGGAUAGUGAAGAAUGCCACAGUGGGGAGGGUAUUGUCCCCUUCUCCCCACCAUGGGCCAAACGCCACCCAGGACUCUUCCUGCUCCUGGUCCCUGGAGGCACCUAAGGGCCAGAGGCUGCACCUGCACCUCGAGAGACUGGCCUUGGGAUCCACUGACAGGCUGGUGUUGUGGAGCGGGCUGGACGCCGGCUCUGUGGUACUGUUCGAUUCAGGGCGCGGUGGACAGAUACCCUUUGAAGGAGUGAUCAGUGAGGGUCCAGCCGUGAGGGUCCAGUUCAUCACUGAUCAGCCUAACCACAACACAGGAUUCAACAUCCGCUAUGAAGCUUUUGAGCGUGGCCACUGCUAUGAGCCGUACCUCCAGAAUGGAAACUUCACCACCUCUGACCCUUUGUAUGGGGUUGGAGCUGUGGUUCAGUUUACGUGUGACGCAGGCCACUCGCUGGAACAAGGCCCCCCUGUUAUUGAGUGCAUCAGUGCCAGGGAUCCAUACUGGAAUGACACAGAGCCGAUUUGCAAAGCACAGUGUGGAGGAGACCUGACUGGUCCAGGGGGCGUGAUUCUGUCUCCAAACUGGCCAGAGUGGUACGGAGAGGGGGAGGACUGCAGCUGGAGGAUACAUGUCGGGGAGGACAAACGGGUGCUCCUUGAUGUACAACUACUUAACAUCAGCGACAGUGACAUGUUGACAAUUACUGAUGGAGAUGAAGUAACCACACGUAUCCUUGGGCGUUACGUGGGAGGAAGCAGCCCCUUCAAGCUCUCCUCCACAACCCCUGACCUUACUGUCACCUUCCACUCCGACCCGGCAGGGCUCGUCUUUGGAAAGGGCGAGGGCUUCAUCAUCAACUAUAUGGAGGUGUCCCGAAACGACUCCUGUCCAGACCUACCUGAGAUCCAGAACGGCUGGAAGACAACAUCCCAUGUUGCACUGGUGCGGGGGGCUCACAUCACCUACCAGUGUGACCCUGGAUAUGACCUGGUGGGAAGGGAGACCCUCAACUGCCAGCUAGACCUCUCCUGGAGCUCACAGCCCCCGUUCUGUGAAAAGAUCAUGUACUGCUCAGAUCCUGGCCACGUGGAGCACUCCACCAGGUCUCUGUCAGAUCCUAAACUUCUGGUGGGAACAACCAUUCAGUACAGCUGCAAUCCUGGCUUCAUCCUACAGGGCGGCGCCACCAUUACUUGCUAUGGCCGUGAGCCGGGGACUCCUGUCUGGACGUCUCGACUCCCUCACUGUGUCUCUGAGGAUUCUGUUUCCUGUGAAAAUCCUGGUCUCCCUGACAACGGCUACCAGAUCCUGUCCAAGAGGCUCUACCUGCCCGGCGAGUCGCUCACCUUUGUCUGUUACCAAGGUUACAAGCUCAUUGGAGAAGUUGCAAUUAAAUGCAUCCUGGGAAACCCGUCCUUCUGGAGCGGCCCUCCUCCACUCUGCAGGGCCAACCAUGACUGCUUUGGCAACCAUGCUUUGGAAGUUGCAGAGGCGACCGCAGGCUCCACUCUGGAUGGAGGGAACAUUGCACUGGCCGUCUUCAUCCUGGUCCUUCUGUUGUCUGUGCUGCUGGGAGGAGCCUACAUCUAUGUCACACGGUGCAGGUAUCACUCCAACCUACGGCUGCCACUUAUCUACCCCCACCCUUACCGACAGAUCACUGUAGAGACAGAAUUUGACAACCCUCUCUACGAGACAGGAGGGCAGGACACUCGUGAAUAUGAAGUAUCGAUAUGAGAAGCCUCACAAAAGACAUUUCUGACCCAAGACCGACCGCCUCGUCCGAACUCCUCAUCCUCUCCUACCUCCUUCUCAGCCCAGGAGGAGGCGAUGUAAAUACAAAUAGAUGAUGUCCAGUCCCUUCUGCCAUGAGAUACAGUGAUUGAUCCUGCUCUCUCCUCCUUUGACACAAUGGUUUCUGACGACAUGGUGGGAUAUAGGAGGGGAAACUUUGUAAGGAAUGUGGACUGAAGGGAUUCAAGCCCUUUUUAGUAUUAUUAUUUUUAUCAAAAGGAAGUGAAUGUUUUAGCUACAUUUCCAGAUUAUCGACAAAAAAGGAUGUUAAUGCGUGAUUCCAUACCCUCACUACUACAGCUGAGCUGCUAAUGUAGGGAACAUUUCCUACUGUGUCACAUUAAAAACAGUCAGUGGGCCAAACACAGGGUGAAUUUUACUGUGAAGCAGUCAGAGGAAAUGAAUGGGUGUGUGACUGUGAUCGUUCAACCAAAUUUCAAUAUUUUUGGCUGGAUUGCUAAAGCGAGGGUCAUUGUCUGUGACCGCCUGGUCAAUCUUGGGAAUUGUCCACUUUAAGUGUCUUGGGGAUAUAUCAACAGGAAGAAUGGAUGAGACGGACUUCAUUUUUUUUUUUUUUUAUAACCACACAGGAGUCAGUUGUUCUUACCACAAAAUUACAAUAACAGGGAUGAAAUAAUGGUGAGUGGCUGCCUUGUGCCCCUCCUAAUCAUUCCAACAAAGGACGUCGGUCUCCUGUCCCAGAACUCCCUCCUGCCUGCAGUUACCUUCAAGGCUUUUUACUCCAGGCGCUCCACUUCUGACUUUAGCUGUAGUAAAUGGUAUUUAAAUCUAUGACUUCAGGGGCCAGUGCAGUACUGUUGUCUUAUUUCUCUCAGACGUAGUUAGAUUGAUGACCUCAGGACUGAACCGGCUGAGGACUAAAAAGGAAAAUUCAAAAAACAAAACAUGUGUUGUUGCAGAUGUGGAGGUUGCAAUGUGAAUAGCAUAACUGUAGUCAACUGACCGACCUUUGAGUGCAAGCUCAAUCAACCCACCAGAUGAUGUAUUUAUUUUGAUGUACUGUAUAUGUGAUGUUUUAUGCAGAUUGAUAAAUGUACAUUUUCAUUAUGACAAGACAAAUGUCAACAUUUUCCCUAAAUAAAUGGUAAAACUUGAAUAAAAAGUACAAAACCUUCUUUGUAAAUACUG
This is a messenger RNA of Platichthys flesus (European flounder), 4269 nucleotides long. Its product is annotated as seizure 6-like protein. The transcript is spliced from 17 exons. Bases 223 to 3063 code for a protein of 946 amino acids. Gene Ontology annotation, biological process: synapse maturation. Gene Ontology annotation, cellular component: endoplasmic reticulum; neuronal cell body. NCBI's taxonomy places the organism in Eukaryota, Metazoa, Chordata, Actinopteri, Pleuronectiformes, Pleuronectidae. The record is from RefSeq and is a predicted model, not a curated record.